AUGGCAUUAGAGGGAGAUGUACGAAGAAGGAUGAUGAUGAUGAAUAAUCGUAUGCAUCGGCCAUCGAUGCCAACCAGUCCCUCAUAUUCACCCUUUCAACGACCAACUUACCCAGUAUCAUCAGUCAUACUUAGUCCACGUAUACCGUCGGAUGUGCGUUCACCAAAAUCGCUUUCGGAUGGAAGUAUAACUAAUUCAUCCAGCUCCUGUGCCAGCUCUUUACAACACCAUUUUCAUGGUGGCCCGGUGCAGAAGUUUGGUAAUAAAAGCGAAAAUGGUAACGGUAAUAGUUGCACAAUACUAACGCCACGUGACCAGCUUUGCAAAACAUUUUCUUCGUGGUCGCCCACAUCUUUAAUUAGUAACAGUGGUAAUUCAUUUGAAAAUUUUGGUAUACCAACUUUUGAAGAUGAAAAUAUAACUGCACUGCUUUGUCGCAUUUUGCCUAAAGGGUUAAAUUGUUUCUCCUAA
Molecule: messenger RNA, 471 nt
Organism: Cercopithifilaria johnstoni
Lineage: Eukaryota; Metazoa; Nematoda; Chromadorea; Rhabditida; Onchocercidae
Source: the annotation of a GenBank genome assembly